Messenger RNA from Camelina sativa (false flax), 2306 nucleotides. Its product is annotated as two-component response regulator ARR18. Gene Ontology annotation, molecular function: DNA-binding transcription factor activity; DNA binding. NCBI's taxonomy places the organism in Eukaryota, Viridiplantae, Streptophyta, Magnoliopsida, Brassicales, Brassicaceae. Gene Ontology annotation, biological process: cytokinin-activated signaling pathway; phosphorelay signal transduction system. The record is from RefSeq and is a predicted model, not a curated record.
UGGUGGUCUCCUUUUUCCAAACUCCUCCAGGUUUUAAGAAUAAACAGAUCAGAUUAAAAAGUCUAUGUACUAUCUCCUUUGGGGAGGAGAACAGAAGAGAGGAGACUUGCAGAAGUAUUGCAUCAGGUAUGGAGUUGAAAAGCACUGCAGAUGGAAGAAAUGAUAAGUUUCCGGUAGGAAUGAGGGUCCUCGCUGUGGAUGACAAUCCAACCUGCCUUCGGAAACUGGAAGAGUUGCUGCUUCGUUGCAAGUAUCAUGUGACAAAGACAAUGGAGUCGAGGAAAGCUCUGGAAAUGCUGAGAGAGAAUAGCAACAUGUUUGAUCUGGUUAUAAGCGAUGUAGAGAUGCCAGACACAGAUGGCUUUAAGUUGCUUGAAAUUGGUCUUGAAAUGGACCUUCCUGUCAUCAUGUUGUCAGCUCAUAGCGAUUACGACAGCGUUAUGAAAGGUAUUAUACAUGGUGCCUGCGAUUAUCUGGUCAAGCCUGUUGGGCUCAAGGAGCUUCAAAAUAUAUGGCAUCAUGUUGUGAAGAAGAACAUCAAAUCUUAUGCAAAAACCAUAGGCCCUUCUCGUCAACUGCUCCCACCUUCUGAAUCCGAUCUCGUCCCAAGCGUCAGCAAGAAACGGAAAGAGAAAGUCAAUGACAGUGGUGAUGAAGAUGACAGUGACAGAGAUGAGGAUGACGGUGAGGGGAGUGAACAGGAUGGUGACGAGUCAGGUGCGCGGAAGAAGCCACGAGUCGUUUGGUCGCAGGAGCUCCACCAGAAGUUUGUUAAUGCUGUUCAGCAACUGGGUCUCGACAAGGCUGUUCCCAAAAAAAUACUUGAUCUCAUGAAUAUAGAAGGUCUCACUAGGGAAAAUGUAGCCAGCCAUUUGCAGAAGUACAGACUGUACUUAAAAAAGAUAGACGAAGGUCAGCAGCAAAAUAUGACCCCAGAUGCAUUUGGAACAAGAGACUCAUCUUACUUUCAUAUGGCUCAACUUGAUGGAUUUAGAGAUUUUACUGGCACAAGACAACUGCCAAGCUCGGGUCUCUUAUCACGUUCCCAUCUAACCAAACUCCAACCCCAUAUGUAUCCAUCAGUAAAUCUUCAAGGAAUGAACUCUUCCAGCUUUAUCCAACAGGGGCAUCACCAGAGCUCAAGCAACUCAGCUAAUCCAUUUGGAACAUAUCACAGUACUCUGGCACCAAGAAUCCAGAACGUAAAUCUGUUUCAGCGAACUUCAUCUCCACUAGAACCCCUUCAGUUUCCUAGAAGCAAGUGCUCUGCAUACACGGGAGAUUUUAAAAGCAUAGGGGACCGAGCAAUUGGCGGUAGCUUCCUAGAUUCUUGUAUGCCAUUUGGUAGCUCUAGCACCUCGUUGCCAAGUGCUUCAAGCAAUACUCUAAUGUCGCAAGCAAACUAUACACAACCCCUGCAUACAGCCUCAAGUGGAAAUCAGUCUUGCAUCGAGGGAACUAUGUCCGACUCUGCCUCCCAAAACAUCAGCGUCCAAGGCCUGUCUAGAUUUCCUAGUCAAAGCUGGCAAGGGAAUUUGAACACAACCAGAUUCCUGUCGAAUUCCUUACCAAUAAAUCAUGCUUUCUUGCCGGAUCAAGUGACAUGUGCAGGGAACAAUCUGGGAGAUUGUACUUCUUUGGUUUCUGCAGAGAAUCCUGGUGGAGAGAUGCAGUGUGAACCUCAGUUACUUGGCGGCUUCAUGCAGAACAUGAAUCCUAUAGACGGACAAAAAUGGGAGCAACAGAACUGUGGCAUGCUGAACAACAGUACAUUCGGUAACGUAGAGUAUCCCCUACCAGGAGACAACAUGGUAUUCAGGGGCAACAAUGCGACCAGAAACAAAGGCUUGGAUGUGUCAUUGAUGAGCCCAAUAGACAACAGUGCAAAUGUCAACAGUCAGGAGUAUGUUGGAAAACCUAGUAGAAUGGUGGAUCCAGAGAUGAAGUUGGGAAAGGCAGAGAAUGCUCAGGUUGACAACCAGAACCAGCACGAUGUAUUCGAUGACAUUAUGAAUGAGAUGAUGAAACAGGAGGAGAACAAUGGAAUGGUGUCAGUGGCUACUAGAUUUGGGUUUGAUUCGUUUCCACCGCCUUAGUAGUUUAUUACUGUAGUAAUCUCCUUCUCUACCGGUUGCAUUAGUUCUCUCAACUUGAGACCAAUCUCAUUGUUUUUUUUUAGGUUCUAUUUCUUUCCAAUAGUUUGCCUCCGAUUGUCAAUAGAUCAUCAUCAGCUGACACACUGCACCAACAUGUUUCAUAUCCUCUUUUAUGAAUUGGCAUUGAGAUUGAAAGCGAGACUGUUACAA